This is a messenger RNA of Desarmillaria tabescens, 871 nucleotides long. Its product is annotated as peptidase M76 family-domain-containing protein. Gene Ontology annotation, molecular function: metalloendopeptidase activity. Lineage: Eukaryota; Fungi; Basidiomycota; Agaricomycetes; Agaricales; Physalacriaceae. The coding region runs from base 139 to 825 and encodes 228 amino acids. The record is from RefSeq and is a predicted model, not a curated record. The transcript has a single exon. Gene Ontology annotation, biological process: mitochondrial protein processing; mitochondrial proton-transporting ATP synthase complex assembly.
CUCCGCCCCUCGUCAGCUCCUCCGGGUGCUGGUCAGCACACAAAUUCUAAGUGACCACACCUGUGAAUAGAUGUAUGUAUGUCAAAUAUCCUUAAAUAAGUUACCUCUCAUUGUUUCGCCGAUGCUUCCAGAGCCAUCAUGGAUUCAGAAAGUGGGCCCAAGUCUUCCGCCUCGACUUCACAACCUAGUACUUCCGAUUCCUCGUCUGCCUUUGAACGGUGGCGCAGCUGGGCCAGUGAAAUGACCGGAAUUGGACUGUCUACCGGCGGCACGCCUUCUGCAUCACGACAAGCUCGCGAUAUUGCGCGUUGCGAAAAAAACAAGCAAUGGCUCAUCGACAAUUCACCGGUCGUUACUUUUAUGCUCCAACACCUUUCCCUCAGCGGUUGUCGUGUCCCAGCUCGGAAUCUCAUCUGUGGUCCAUGCAACCAGACACGUGCAGGGGGAUAUGAUCCCGAGCGUGGCGCCAUUAUCCUUUGUGCGUCCAAUUUCUACAGCCGGAGACACAUGGAACGCACCAUGGCCCAUGAACUCGUGCAUAUGUACGAUGACUGCAAAUUUAACGUGGACUGGUCGAAUUUGCGGCACCAGGCAUGUUCGGAGAUACGAGCGAACAGUUUGAGUGGGGAUUGCCGGUAUGCCAGUGAGUUGGCGAGGGGAGUCUUUGGAGUGGCGGGUCAACACCAGGAGUGCGUGAGGAGACGAGCGAUUGGGUCGUUGGCAGCAAAUCCACUAUGCCCGAACGAAGAAACUGCGAGGAAGGUCGUCAAUGAGGUCUUCGAGAGCUGUUUUAAGGAUACCAGGCCAUUUGACGAGGUGUACUGAUGCGCUGACCGGUCACCGUGCCCUCUAGUCACAUUGGAUUAGGGCU